GUUACUUCAGUGUCUCCUGACCUCCUGUGUGCUGGUCCAGACCCAGUUCUGGUCUAACAGAGUCCAAGACUGAGACCAUGAGAAAACCUCCAGGGGAGUUUGUGUUUGUGAAUCUGGCUGCUGGUUGUCAGGCAGCAAAGUGACAAGAGAGGAAAACAGAAACAUUCCCCAAAGAAAAGAGCGAGACGACUAAUGAGGCGCUAUUAGAGACCUGGGGGGGAGGGGGCAGGUAGAGAGGGAGAGAGAGCAGUUCAGGUGUUUCUCUCAUUGUCAAAACAUCACAGGGAAGACAAAACAUCAGAAAACCAGCAGUAGACCUGGUUCUGCCCCCUUGAACUGGACCUGAACGGGACUGCUGGAGGACAGACGAGGGAGCUGAUUGGUUGAGGAGCUGUUCUUUUUCUUCACCUGGACUUUCAUGGACAGACAGAAAGACGAUCUGAUCUGGACCUGCUGAGACACGACGGCUCAGUGAUCUCCAUCAGCUACAGUUGAGAUGGGCUGUCUGGGAGGGAAGACGGAGGAAGAACGACUGGAGGAUAAAGCGAAGAGAGAAGCCAACAAGAAGAUCGAGAGACAGCUGCAGAAGGAGAGACAGGCUUAUAAAGCAACACACAGACUGUUACUGCUGGGUGCAGGAGAAUCUGGUAAAAGCACGAUUGUGAAGCAGAUGAGGAUUCUCCAUGUGGACGGUUUCAACGCUGAAGAGAAGCAGCUGAAGAUGCAAGACAUCAGGAAGAACGUGAAGGAUGCCAUAGUGACCAUUGUGUCAGCCAUGAGUAUGUUGACUCCGCCCGUGCCUCUGGGUAACCCUGACAACCAGUUCAGAGUGGACUACAUCAAGAGCAUCGCGCCGCUGUCGGACUUUGAGUACACAGAGGACUUCUUUGAGCACGCUCAGAGGCUAUGGGAGGACAACGGUGUGAAGGCGUGUUUCGAACGCUCCAACGAAUAUCAGCUGAUCGACUGCGCUAAGUACUUCCUGGACAGGUUGGACGCCGUCAGGAGGACAGACUAUACACCUAGUGACCAGGAUUUGCUGCGCUGCAGGGUUCUGACUUCAGGGAUUAUUGAAACCCGGUUUCAGGUGGACAAAGUCAACUUCCACAUGUUUGAUGUCGGAGGACAGCGAGACGAAAGGAGGAAGUGGAUCCAGUGCUUCAAUGAUGUGACCGCCAUCAUCUUCGUGGCGGCCAGCAGCAGCUACAACAUGGUGAUCAGAGAGGACAACUCCACCAAUCGGCUGCGAGAAUCUCUGGACCUCUUCAGAUCCAUCUGGACCAACAGGUUUCUGAAGACCAUCUCAGUGAUCUUGUUCCUGAACAAACAGGAUGUGCUCGCUGACAAGAUUCUGGCUGGAAAAUCCAAACUGGAGGAUUAUUUCCCCGAAUACAGCAACUACCAAGUACCUGCUGAGGCUGUUCCAGAUGCUGAUGAAGACCCAAGAGUGUCCAGAGCCAAGUUCUUCAUUAGAGACGAGUUUCUGAGGAUCAGCCAGUCGAGCACUGAUGGGAAACAUUACUGCUAUCCUCACUUCACCUGCGCCAUCGACACAGAAAACAUCCGCCGCGUCUUCAACGACUGUCGUGACAUCAUCCAGCGUAUGCACCUGCGGCAGUACGAGCUGCUCUGAUUGGCACUCAUCUGCCCCCCCCCCCUCCCGGACUGACACAUGUAACAUGAAGAAGCUAAUCUGAUAUCUAAUCAAUACUAAUAGAUGCUGAUGUAUCAACACUGUUUAUGGCACAAUUAUUACUCUGCAGUUAUUUUUAAACAGCCUUUAACUGAUUAAUGAUUAAUUUCUCCAUACCUGUCUGAUGAAGGGGAUUGUGGGUAGUGUAGUUCUCUUGAUGAAAAGGACGUGGUUUUUCUGCCAAGGCAACGGUCUGUCAUAUGGGCGGGGUUUAAAAACUAGUUUAACCUUUUAAAUAUAUUUUUUCAUGUUUCUGUACUUGACAAAUAUAUUAUCUUUUCUCUGAUUGGCUGUUAGACUCUGAUGUCAUUCUGUGUUUUCUGAAGCUGUUAGACAAAAUUCAGAAUUUAUAGACAGUAGAUUUAUUUAAAGAGGGAACUAGCUACCCUCAGAUAAAGAUCAAACAUUUAUAUCAACAACCUUUAGGAAAGACGUCAUAUUAAAGAAUUUUUAUGUCAAA
Molecule: messenger RNA, 2153 nt
Organism: Micropterus salmoides (largemouth bass)
Lineage: Eukaryota; Metazoa; Chordata; Actinopteri; Centrarchiformes; Centrarchidae
Product: guanine nucleotide-binding protein G(olf) subunit alpha-like
Exons: 13
Coding region: 497-1633 (378 amino acids)
Biological process (GO): adenylate cyclase-modulating G protein-coupled receptor signaling pathway
Cellular component (GO): heterotrimeric G-protein complex
Molecular function (GO): G protein-coupled receptor binding; GTPase activity; G-protein beta/gamma-subunit complex binding
Source: RefSeq, a predicted model, not a curated record